UUGCAGCUCAAAUCCAAUCCCAGUAAUAAUGAGGAAAAAGAAGCCCAGACUCAGCUGACAAAAUCUGAUGAGCUACAGCGCCUGCAUUCACAAGCAUUAUCUGCCUACCAGCAAGAGGAUUACAAAGCCGCUAUUUCUCUUCUUGAUGAAAUCUUGGCAGUUUGUGUUUGGGAUGCAGAGCUACGGGAACUUCGAGCUGAGUGUUACAUAAAAGAAGGGGAACCAAGCAAAGCCAUUAGUGACUUGAAAGCUGCUGCCAAAUUAAAGAAUGAUAACACUGAAGCCUUCUAUAAAAUCAGCAGAAUAUAUUAUCAGCUGGGGGACCAUGAAUUAUCACUCAGUGAAGUCCGGGAGUGUCUGAAACUGGACCAAGACCAUAAGCAGUGCUUCUCUCUCUAUAAGCAAGUAAAGAAACUCAAUAAGCAGAUUGAGUCAGCAGAGGAAUUAAUCAGAGAAGGCAGGUAUGAAGAUGCUAUCAAUAAAUAUGAUUCUGUAAUGAAAACUGAGCCAGAAGUCCCAAUUUAUGCUACUCGUGCCAAAGAAAGGAUCUGCCACUGUUUAUCAAAGAAUCAGCAGGCUACAGAAGCCAUAAAACUUUGUACAGAAGUUCUGCAGCUGGAACCAGCCAAUGUUAAUGCCCUGAAAGACAGAGCAGAAGCUUAUUUGCUAGAAGACCUCUAUGAAGAAGCUAUUAAAGACUAUGAGACUGCUCAAGCCCAUAGUGAAAAUGACCAGCAGAUUCGGGAGGGGCUAGAACGUGCCCAGAGGAUGCUGAAGCAAUCACAGAAGAGGGAUUACUAUAAAAUCUUAGGAGUAAAAAGAAAUGCUCGAAAGCAAGAAAUCAUAAAAGCUUACAGAAAGCUGGCAUCCCAGUGGCACCCUGAUAACUUCCAGAGUGAGGAAGAAAAGAAGAAAGCAGAGAAAAAAUUCAUUGAUAUAGCAGCUGCUAAAGAAGUCCUUACUGACCCGGAAAUGAGGCGGAAGUUUGAUGCAGGAGAAGACCCACUGGAUGCAGAGAGUCAGCAGGGUGGGGGCAACCCUUUCCACAGGAACUGGAACACGUGGCAAGGAUUCAACCCCUUUGGCUCUGGCGGAGGACCAUUUACAUUCAAAUUUCACUUCAGUUAGAGCCAAGACUGUUUCUGGUGGCUGCUGCUGUUUUUUACUUAAUUUGUUGAAAAAUAAAAAGUCUCUCACUUCAACACCCAAAA
Messenger RNA from Pelecanus crispus (Dalmatian pelican), 1211 nucleotides. Lineage: Eukaryota; Metazoa; Chordata; Aves; Pelecaniformes; Pelecanidae. The record is from RefSeq and is a predicted model, not a curated record.